UCAGGACUGCGCUUGCUAAGUAACGCUAAAAAGUUUUGAUAUUUUAACAUUUCGUUAAAUUGUUGUUUUUCAUAUUUUUUUGUGUGUUCAAAAUGGCUUUUAAUAAGCAACCGUAUACAGAAAUGCACAAUGAACUGCUUCAAUCUAAUUUUAACGGCGGUACUGCACCGCCGCCGCCGGCUUAUAUCCAAUCCGAAAAUGUAGCCGCAAGGCCUACUGCAGCUAGCGCUGUGCCUCUGCAUAUAACAGAGCCCAUACCAACCUACACACCCAUCUAUACAAAUCCCAAUCCGCCAGUGGGUCCAAAAUCCACCAAAUUGCGUUGCCCACAGUGCAAGUGUAUGGUGGAGACGAAGGUUCGACAUCGCUCGACCACCAAGACGCAUCUGGCAUGUUUGUUGCUCUCGUGGUCUUGCAUUUGUUGUUGUCUACCAUACUGUAUGGAUACGUGCCGAAAUGCAAAUCACUUCUGCCCGAUGUGCGGCACUUUUCUGGGAACCUAUCAAUCCUGAGCGGAUUUUUAUUA
Rhagoletis pomonella (apple maggot) is the source of this 526-nucleotide messenger RNA. RefSeq names its product lipopolysaccharide-induced tumor necrosis factor-alpha factor homolog. Lineage: Eukaryota; Metazoa; Arthropoda; Insecta; Diptera; Tephritidae. The record is from RefSeq and is a predicted model, not a curated record. Bases 93 to 512 code for a protein of 139 amino acids. The transcript has 2 exons. Gene Ontology annotation, molecular function: zinc ion binding.